GAUCCGAUAUUUUAUAAAAUGUAAACAACAUGUGUAACAAGUUCAUCACAUUUAUUAUAAAUUUGGUUUUAAUUUUUUGUAUUAUUGGUUAAUCAUGCUCGUUUCUCGUUUUUCGAUUAAAUCUGUAACUAGUCCACUAACGUGCAAAUUAUGUCACCGCAGUUUUCGUCUAUCAGUGCCUAAUGCGUAUCUUCCCUCUCUUGCUCAAAUUUCAACCAGAAAUGUCGACCGUUCAUCCAAUUUUAAUAAACUUACCAUAAUUUCGAAGACCAGACAAUAUUGUAAUCGUGAAGUAGAUGAAAAUUUACCGCAACCUGCUUAUUCACGUUUUGCUGAUCAAUAUCGUCUCAAGGCUGAAGAAUUAAAAAAGAAUCUUUCUAAAACCACUAGGCUGGACAAGCUUUUCGAAUUAAUCUAUGACAAUAUCGAUUAUGUUGGCCGAAUCAACAGUGGUGUUUUCAUUUCUCGGUUGAGUCACUUAACUGAUCCUAGAGAAAAGAAUCACAAAAAAUUGACUCUAAAGCAGAUUGACUUUUUAACAAAACUAGUCUUGGUUAACGUAAAUGUCUUAGCUGAUGCAAAUUUAUUAUCUCUGGUUGCCAUUAUAUUAAGCCAAAAGCUUUCUGAUGAUCAUAAAUUAACUACCACAACUCUACAUGAAAUUCGUUGUCGUUUAAAGGACUUUGAAGUCACCAACUUAAUCUGGCUUUGGAAACAAAGUGGUUUUAGGAUGAAAUCAUCUGAAAAGUCCAAAGAAUGGCGCCUGCUAAGAGAGGAAAUUAUUAAUGUAGUUGAGAAAAAAGUAGAAAAUUUUCAUUAUGAUUUCCAGAAUGUUACUGAGAUUUCUCAAUUGUCUCGUAUCUUGCUGACCAAAUCAAGUUCUAUGCCUAUCCUCAAUGGUUUGAUAAAAAAUAUAACUGUUUUCACCGAGUCUAUCGACUAUGGCUUGGCGUGGGCUUUAUUGGUUCAAUUGUCAUCUCCAUAUCGACGAUUUGGACGGAUCGAAUCGAAAGAUUUAGACACGAUCUACAACAAAUGUUUCCAAGUAAUCCAAGACCAGUUUUACGAAAAUAAUUUUCAGAUGGACACUUAUGUCAAAGAAUUUUUUCUUGAUCGUAUGGUUGAAUCGCCUCAAUUUAUGAAAUUGCCAUACAAUCAAUCUUUUUUUCAAGCGCUUAAAAAAUUAGUGAAAAGAAACCAAAAAUACUUGGAACCCAAAAAAUUCAGUAAAUGUCUGGAUUUCUUCGGUUUUAACCGAUAUUAUCCUGCUGACCUGAUGCAAAGUUAUUGUACCUGGAUCACAGAUCACCCGGAUGAUUAUUUGUCUGACCCAGAACAUAAUCCGACAAACUUGGUUAAAUUGUUCAGUGAAUCAAGAUUUUUUGAAACAAAGAAAGAUCAAUGGAACAACUUCUCAAAGCUUUUAUUGGAUCCGGCAAAAAUAACUUGCCUCAGUCAGAUAGAUAAAUUUCAAUUACUUUCAUAUUUGAUGAUUAUGAACGAUUAUUCUCAUCUACAAAGUUUCUGUCCUGAAUUCGAUGGAUUACUUGAAAAGAUGAACCUUCAGAGGAGUUUAUGUAGAUCAUAUUUGCAUAUUUAUGCAGGUUUAUCCAAAGAGGAAUCCAAACUGAAUAUAGAAGGGCAGCUAAUUAAAAAAUCCUUAGACAAUUUGGCGAAGCGAGCUCGUAAAUCUUCGAUAUUUCUUGAUAGACCGGAUAAUAGUGAUGAUUAUUUAGAUGAGUUAUUGGCAAACGUGUUUAGAGAUCGUUCACUUUAUUCUAGAAGAGUUUGGACAUCAACAUGCGUUUUGUUAAAUUAUGUAUUUUUAGUGGAUAAGAAUGGCAAUUUACACAAAUUUCAGAGUCGAGGUAGAAAUAAUGUUGCCGUUUUAAAUGACUUAGUCCAAGAACUAAAUAAUUUUCAUGUUUUUGUUCUAUUCCCGAUCGAUGAGUCUCAUUUUUGUCAUGAACCAUUAAUUAUGAGAGGAAAAUAUGAUUUCAAAUUAUCAAUGAUUAGACACCACGGAUUCAUUCCAAUAAUCAUUGAUAAAAGAAACUGGAAAGAUCUCAAUGAAAAACAAAAGAUAUCAAUUUUGAAUCGAGAAAUAGAAAACGCUAAAUCAAAAUACAUCGAACUUCCCAAAUGACGUUUAGAAAGGCAAAGUAGGCAUAAAUAAGAAUUGAUUUCAAAUUUUCUGUAAAUUGAAGAGUGUGUAUUUUUGUAACUUUACACAGAAUAACAAUGUUACAAAACGCCCUUUGAAAUAACUUAGUCGUCCGUUAUAUUCUUACUGAUAGGUCAAUUAAAUAUGUCGAUAGACAAUGUGUAUAAUUUAAAUGCAAUGCUCGAGAUUUUAUUAAAAAUGUUUUGUUACUCUCAAAGUUAA
Molecule: messenger RNA, 2386 nt
Organism: Tetranychus urticae (two-spotted spider mite)
Lineage: Eukaryota; Metazoa; Arthropoda; Arachnida; Trombidiformes; Tetranychidae
Source: RefSeq, a predicted model, not a curated record